AUGCCACUGAAACUAUCAGAGAAGAACCCACUUCCUCCAGCAUCUCAGAUUCCAGGGCUCAAUGACCUUGCAAAAGCUUCCCAUGAAAUGCCAUCUGGGUGCCGCAGGAAGUGGAUCAAAGAGACCGAUUCAGCCUACGUCAGGCUGGCAAAGCAAGGAGGCCAACCUGACCUACUGAAGCACUACAGUCCUGUGAAAAUGAAGUCCUCUCCAGCAGCGUAUGCUUUGCCUGACUGGUACACGCACUCCUCCAAUCCCCCAGCAGUCAGUGAGCCACGGAGCUAUGUUUCCUCUCUACCAGGUUAUAUGAUUCACAGAGGGUUUAAGGCUGGUGACCAUCAUGGUAACAGUUGUGAGCCGAGAAGAGGGCCUUUUGAUUUUGAUGUGAAAACUGUUUGGCAGCGGGAUGCUGAGGACAAAGAAAACACAGAGAAAAAGAAGGUAAAGCUCCCAGCUAUAAACCCUAAAUAUCCAAACAGAAUGCCGAAUGUUUCCACAAACAAGGAAUUCAGUGGGGAAAAUAAGCUCUUCUUCCCACCUAUGCCUGCUCAGAGAAAAAGAGAAGCAGUAAACUUCAGCAAAUUGAUUAGCAAUGGUUAUGGGACCGAGUGGUUUCAGCAGUGUACUGGAAGGGAAAAAAAGAUUCAAGAAACAGCGGAAAAUAGCGAGCAGUCCAAAGAUUCAGAGCCAUCACAGUCUGAAUCAGCACCUGCAAGCAACAAAUCAAAGCCACUGUUUCAGGGUUGUAAUAAGUAA
This is a messenger RNA of Eurypyga helias (sunbittern), 756 nucleotides long. RefSeq names its product chromosome unknown open reading frame, human C7orf57. The record is from RefSeq and is a predicted model, not a curated record. Lineage: Eukaryota; Metazoa; Chordata; Aves; Eurypygiformes; Eurypygidae. Bases 1 to 756 code for a protein of 251 amino acids. The transcript is spliced from 6 exons.